Molecule: messenger RNA, 983 nt
Organism: Fundulus heteroclitus (mummichog)
Lineage: Eukaryota; Metazoa; Chordata; Actinopteri; Cyprinodontiformes; Fundulidae
Product: olfactory receptor 6N2-like
Exons: 1
Coding region: 57-983 (308 amino acids)
Biological process (GO): G protein-coupled receptor signaling pathway
Cellular component (GO): membrane
Molecular function (GO): olfactory receptor activity; G protein-coupled receptor activity
Source: RefSeq, a predicted model, not a curated record
AACUGUCAGUGGCUAUUUUGUUUUUUUUCACUUGGUUGAGUAUAAUAAUAAUAAAAAUGGAACCCAGGUUUAACAUAACCUACAUAAUUCUUGGAGGCUAUGUAGAACUACAAAGGUACAGAUACAUGUAUUUUCUGAUUAUGUUAACUGCAUAUCUUCUAAUAAUUUGUUUUAAUACUUCUAUUGUUUGCCUCAUUAUUGUUCACAAAAACCUCCAUGAGCCUAUGUAUGCUUUUAUUGCUGCUUUGCUAUUCAACUCUAUUCUUUUCAGCACUAACAUUUACCCCAAGCUUUUCAUAGACUUUUUAUCAGAAAGGCAGAUCAUAUCUUAUCAAGCUUGUCUCUUUCAGAUCUUUGCAUUCUAUUCUUUAAGUGGUUCAGAAUUCCUACUGCUGGCAGCCAUGUCUUAUGACAGAUAUGUGUCUAUAUGCAAACCUCUGCAGUAUCCAACUAUCAUGACUAAAACUGCUGUAAGUGUUUUGGUAGUUUUGGCUUGGCUUAUACCUGCCUGUCAAGUUUCAGUGUCUGUAAUAUUGAGUUCCAAUAGAACACUCUGCACUUAUACUUUAAAAGGGAUUUUUUGUAACAAUGCAAUCCACAAUCUCUACUGUGUGAAUUCAGUGACACUGUCUGUUUAUGGGGUAGUUGUUCUAUUAAAUGUUGGUAUAUUUCCCGUGCUUUUCAUAAUUUUUACAUACACAAGAAUAAUGGCGAUAGUUUUUCAGAGCUGUGGAGAGGUCAGACGUAAAGCUGCACACACUUGUUUGCCUCACCUGCUGGUCUUAUUAAACUACUCUGUUCUGAUUACGUAUGAUGUUGUUAUAGUUAAGUUGGAAUCAGAUGUUCCGAAAAGUGCACGACUUUUAAUGACACUUCAAAUAAUUAUAUAUAAUCCUCUCUGUAAUCCCCUGAUAUAUGGACUAAAAAUGGAAGCGAUUUCUAAACAUCUCAAAAGGUUGUUUUGUCAAACAAAAUGGAACUGA